AUGGAACCCGACAAACCGCCGGCAGAAACCUCCGACGACCUAAAACAACAACAAAGUACAACCCACACACAAAGAUCAUACGAGUGCAAUUUUUGCAAAAGAGGAUUUACUAAUGCACAAGCACUAGGGGGCCAUAUGAACAUCCACCGUAAGGACAAAAACAAGCUCAAACACUCCUCCUCCUCCUCCACCACCACACAAGCGGAAUCGCGCUCUCCCACCCGCUCACAACCAAGCCCCAUCACCGCCACUACCGCGGCCACUAAUCCUUUUUCACUCUCUCAUCAAGGGAAUUGGUUUUCUUCCACUCCCCAAGAUGAAAUGAAGCCACUACACCUUUUCGACUACCACGACACCACCACGGUUCCACCACACAUUCAUCAACUGGAAAACCCUCCAUUGCAAGAUGGGGAUGUAGACCUUGAGCUGAGAUUGGGACAUGUUGAACCACCCCAGGAAACUAUGUCGGAGAACAAUAUUAUUACCACCAGAAAGUUCUUUUGA
Messenger RNA from Helianthus annuus (common sunflower), 504 nucleotides. RefSeq names its product zinc finger protein 11-like. The record is from RefSeq and is a predicted model, not a curated record. Bases 1 to 504 code for a protein of 167 amino acids. Lineage: Eukaryota; Viridiplantae; Streptophyta; Magnoliopsida; Asterales; Asteraceae. The transcript has a single exon.